CUGAUACUCGCGCGCACGCGCAGGAACAGGCACAGGCGCGCGCAGUGAGCGGGUGAGCGCGUGAGGGGUGAGAUGGAGGAGUGAUCGGGAGUGAUCAGCGCUGCGGGAUGGAGGCGCGCGAGGAGCCCGGCCGCAGGCUGCGCUCCAUGUGCAGGAGGAUGUACGAUGAAGAGGAGGAUUUAUCAGACGUGGAAGACAUUGCCAACAUCAGAGGCUUUGAUCUGGAGGAUAAACUGUGCAGCGACCACUACAGCAGCAAUUUCAUACACUAUAUGGAGGGCAAAGAUUUCACAUACGAGUAUGUUCAGAGAGAAGCCCUGCGAGUCCCCCUGGUGUUCAAAUCCAAAGAGGGGCUGGGAAUCAGGUAACACACCUCACCUGAACAGAACUUCUCCUACUGUCCACACCCCCUGUCUGACUGUCCUCUUGCUCUGUUUCAGAAUGCCUGAGCCAGAGUUCACCGUCAGCGAAAUUAAAGGACUCGUUGGAAGUCGGCGGACGGUGGACGUGAUGGAUGUCAGUACGCAGAAAGGCUCAGAGAUGAGCAUGUCGCAGUUUGUUCGUUAUUACGAAACUCCAGAGGAAGAGAGAGACAAACUGUUUAAUGUGAUCAGCCUGGAGUUCAGCCACACCAAACUUGAGAACCUGAUCCAGAGACCCGCUGUGGUGGAUCUGGUGGACUGGGUGGACAACAUGUGGCCUCUUCACCUGAAACAGCGCCAAACUGAGGCCACUAACGUCAUCUCUGAGAUGAAAUACCCCAAAGUCCAGCGGUACUGUUUGAUGAGUGUUAAGGGAUGCUACACUGAUUUCCACAUCGAUUUCGGCGGAACGUCAGUGUGGUACCACGUCUUCAGAGGAGAGAAGGUGUUUUGGUUGAUCCCACCCACCCCUUGUAAUCUGGACCUGUAUGAGCAGUGGGUUCUGUCUGGGAAGCAGAGCGACGUGUUUCUGGGCGAUCAGGCCGACGGCUGCCAGCGAAUUGUCCUCAAACAGGGGCACACCUUCUUCAUCCCAUCAGGGUGGAUCCACGCUGUGUACACUCCGGAGGAUGCGCUGGUGUUUGGUGGGAAUCUGCUGCACAGCUUUAACAUCCCCAUGCAGCUCCACGUCUACGACAUUGAGAACCGCACUAAAGUCCACUCUAAGUUCCGUUACCCAUUCUUCUACGAGAUGUGCUGGUACGUUCUGGAGAGAUACGUGCAGUGUCUCACCAACCAGUCCUACCUCACCCUGGAGUUCAAGACAGAUGUUAGACUGACUGGUUCAGAGUCUCUGCACUGCAGUCCUGUCUCUGAACUGCGGGCAGAUGUGGGCGAGUCCAGUGAGGUGCUAAUGGAGACUGAGCGGUCACUUCAGUCCAGUCCGAACACACACCAUACACAUUCCACACACUCUGCAACCUCCUCAUCACAACCUACACACCCACCACACACAGUAAGAUUUUCGCUUAGUGACUCAGAGGACAGCAGUAAAUCAGUGAUGGUGGACUCUACAACUGCAGGGGACCCUAAACUCAUUGAAAACCCUAAAGCUAGUGGGGACCCUAAAGCCAGUGGGGACUCUAAAGCUGUUGGGGACCCUAAAGCCAGGGCGGACUCUAAAGCUGUGGUGUAUUCUAAAGCUGUGGUGGACCCUAAAGUCAUGGCAAACUCUAAAGCCCUUGGGGACUCUAAAGCUGUGGCGGACUUUAAAGCUGUUGGGAACUCUACAGCUGUUGAGGACCCUAAAGCCGCUGGGUGCCCUGAAGCUAAUGGGGACCCUAAAGCCAAUGGGGACCCUAAAGCCAAUUGGGACUCUGAAACUAUUGGGGACCCUAAAGCCGUUGGGGAUCCUAAAGUCAAUGGGGACUCUAAAGCCGUUGGGGACCCUAAAGCCAAUGGAGAACCUAACGCCAUUGGGGACUCUAAAGCCAAUGGGGACUCUAAAGCCGUCGGGGACCCUAAAACCAAUGGGGACCCUAAAGCCAAUGGGGACCCUAAAGAUGUGGCAUCCGGAUGGACUUACCUGACAGAGUUUGAGCUGAACGGUCUGCACGCGCUGGUGGAGAAACUGGAGUCGCUGCCGGAGGGAAAACGCUGCGUUCCAAACGGGAUAGAAAACCCCCAGGCUCUGCUGCAGCACAUGAAGGCGGUGCUAAAGGAACAUGCAGAUGAUGACCCCCAGCUGGCUGUCACAGGAACACCUAUCGUUUGCUGCCCCAAGAAAUCCAUUAAGCUGCGUCCCCCAGCCCGCCCCCGGUCACGGGUGAGUGUGUGUAGUGGGUCGGGUGUAAGUGCAGCGCGGAGUGCGGCGGCACGACGGAGGCGGACACGGUGUAGGCAGUGUGCAGCAUGUGUGCGGACUGAGUGCGGGCAGUGCCACUUCUGUAAAGACAUGAGAAAGUUUGGCGGGCCGGGAAGGAUGAAGCAGACCUGCAUCCUCAGACAGUGCAUCGCUCCUAUGCUGCCUCACACAGCGGUGUGUGCAGUGUGUGGGGAGGCAGGAAAGGAGGAAACAGUGGAGUCAGACCUAGAGAAGUUUGGGCUGAUGCUGAUGGAGUGCUCCAUCUGUAAUGAGAUCAUCCACCCAGCCUGCCUGAAGGAAGCGGGCGGGGUGGUGAAUGAGGAGCUACCAAACAGCUGGGAGUGUCCCAAAUGCAACCAUGCAGGAAAAGCUGGAAAACAGAAAAGGGGUCCGGGCUUUAAAUUUGCACCUACCCUCCCAGGUUCUGUAGCCAAGCCCCGCCCCCAACCGGACCUGACAGACAAACUGGAUAUUAACCGAACUACAGAAAUUACCUGUGACUCACUCGCUGAUUCCUCAGCAUUAAAUCAGAAAACAGAGCCAGAGGACACGCCCAUUAGCAAGCCUGACGAUGCCAAUCAGAAACCCCUCCCCUUUCUGGGGUCAUCACCUGUGCUGAAGCCCAAAGUGGAGGAGGAGGAGGAGGUGCCUGUGAACAGGAAGAGGAGGUGCUGUAAGGACUCAGAGCCCAGGAGAAAGAAGAAGAAGACCAAACCGGCCAAGCGAGUUAAGAGAGAGAGUGGGAAGGAGGAGAGGCCAAUCAAGGAGGAGCAAAGUGAUGAAGACAUCGGCCAGAAAAACGUGGAGCACAGAGAUGAAGAUGCAGUGAAAAACAGGUUUGGAGGAGGAGGAGCUAGAGUUAACCACACCUCCAUUUCUCCAAACAGGACGUCAGCAUCGCACGAUAACAGCCAAUCCUGUGGCGAGGAGGAUGCUGACAGACAACUUAAGCCCAGGAGCAAACGGCUGAAGCAGGAAUUCCAGAAGGCCGAGGGGAGGUGGGGCCAGUACGGAGUGCUGUCUGGAAACGGUUGCCUGGGCGACUGGCUUGGACCCAAGGAGGAACCAGAGGGGGAGGAGCCUCCAGCAAAUAAGGGUCCGCCUUCAGCUGCCACCACCUCCUUACACCAGCCCAACUGCGCUCAGGUGGAACGGCAUGUCAUCAGGCCGCCGCCCAUCUGCCCCCCACCGGACCGCCUUCCACUGAAUGAUGGCCGGAGCCACGUGAUUGGCAGGGAGGAGUGGAUGGGUGUGUUCAGUUACCUGCAGUACAGCGAGCUGUGUAUGUGUAUGCGCGUCUGCAGGACCUGGAACAGGUGGUGUUGUGAUAAGAGUCUGUGGAGGUGGAUUGAUCUGAGCCGCUGUAAGUCUAUCAGUCCCCUGAUGUUGAGUGGAGUGAUCCGCCGGCAGCCCGUUUCCCUCAACCUCAGUUGGACCAACAUCUCCAAGAAGCAGCUCAGCUGGCUAAUCACCCGCCUUCCAGGCCUGCGGGAGCUGCAGUUGGCUGGGUGUUCGUGGGCGGCGGUUUCGGCGCUGUGCUCCUCCUCCUGCCCAAUGCUGCGGGCGCUGGACCUGCAGUGGGUGGAGGGGCUGAAAGACCAGCAGAUCACUGACCUACUGACCCCGCCUUCAGACUACAGACCAGGUCAGCAAGACUGCAGCAGUAAGCUCUGUAAUGUGGAGGAUCUGAAUCUGGCUGGGCUGGACAUCACGGACCACUCACUCCGCCUCCUCAUCAAGCUUCUCCCCUCCCUGACCCGCCUGGACCUCAGCUACUGUAACCACAUCACUGACCACAGCAUCAACCUCCUCACUGCCGCUGGAACCAGCAGCCGAGACACCCUCACACACAUCAACCUAUCAGUGUGUCACCGGGUGACGGACGUGUCUCUGGUGUAUUUUAAACGCUGUGGCAACAUCAGCUCCAUCGACCUGCGCUCCUGCAGUCAGGUGACCCGGCAGGCCUGUGAGCGCUUCAUCGCCGAGAUGUCAGUCAGUGUUCAGUUCACCCUGACCGAUGACAAACUGCUGACCAGGGUGAGCUAGCCUCCAUUAGGUAACCCGACCCGGGCUGACCGCAGGGCGGGUGGUGGGGAAUGAACUGCCCAGGGAGGCAGAACAAAGUCCUGCAUUCUCCACCAAUCUGCAGGACUGCCAUGCGGAACCUAGUGUGUCCAGCAGGGGGAGCAUCAUCCACUUUUUUACAUUUACUCACUGCAGAUUUUCACUCUGCGUUUGGAAAACCACCUGACAUCACUGGACACGGCCCGGGACUGUUCGGACUGUAUGUGUUUAUAGUAAACAGAACCUUGGCGCAGGUUGCGCUGCGGGACGUAAAAGUAAUUUUUGUAUCAGAAAGUUGUUUACAUUGUUCUUUGUUUAUGUGCAUUUUUAUCUGCACUCCUGAGCAGAGCAGAGUUUAGUUUAGUUCCAGCAGAUUCCGCUCUGACGGUUUCUACCGUCCUUUAGACCCGAUAGAACAGUCCAAACUCUCGGUUGUGUAAACUGCUCUGUUCCGUUAGACCUGGUGUGAAUAUCUGAGUAACAUUUGCACAGUUUAACCCAAAUAAAUACCUUAUUUUUCCUA
Molecule: messenger RNA, 4873 nt
Organism: Astyanax mexicanus (Mexican tetra)
Lineage: Eukaryota; Metazoa; Chordata; Actinopteri; Characiformes; Acestrorhamphidae
Gene: kdm2bb
Product: lysine-specific demethylase 2B
Exons: 20
Coding region: 166-4332 (1388 amino acids)
Biological process (GO): protein demethylation; regulation of transcription by RNA polymerase II
Molecular function (GO): histone demethylase activity; iron ion binding; zinc ion binding
Source: RefSeq, a predicted model, not a curated record